This is a messenger RNA of Drosophila rhopaloa, 1886 nucleotides long. RefSeq names its product KAT8 regulatory NSL complex subunit 2 (gene dgt1). The record is from RefSeq and is a predicted model, not a curated record. The transcript is spliced from 5 exons. Gene Ontology annotation, cellular component: NSL complex. Lineage: Eukaryota; Metazoa; Arthropoda; Insecta; Diptera; Drosophilidae. Bases 96 to 1868 code for a protein of 590 amino acids.
GGUCACACUCAUUCCCUAGUGGGCUUCGCAUUUUUUGUUUCAGACGGAAAAUCAAGAAAAUAACUCUGGGUUUAAGUCAUUAUAAAUAAAACAAAAUGUCCAGCUUUUCGCCGAACCAACUGCGUCAGUGCACCCGCUUCACCGGCACGCCAUGCACGCCGGACAAGGAGCAGCAGCUGCGGGAGCAGAUCCACAGCGAGCUGGCCAAGAUCAAGUACUGCGCCAAUCCCACCUACGAGUGCAGCUUGAUGCGAAUUGAGGGCUACGACUACUGCAUGCGGCACAUCCUGCGUGAUCCCCGCGCCAACUACCGCCAGUGCUCGCAUGUCUACUCGAACGGAAGGAAGUGCAUCAACGCGGUGGCCAAGUACGACAACAAGAAGGAGCAGAUCCUUACCACCUUGUGUUUCGAGCACAACCGCCAGACACAGCUCCAAAAGACCCAUCUGAAUGUGGGUCGCAUUCGCAGUCGCGUGGAGACCAACGAGACCCUGCUCCACAGCCUCUCGUCCCACAUCAACGUGGAGGACAUUAAGCCGGAGGCCCCCAAAACCGAACCCCAUGAUGAUGAUGAAAUUGAUGUGGUCUCGCCUCAUGUAACUCCAUUUGUCACCCAAGAUCACCGAAACACCAUUGACCACGUUGUGGAUAGCUCACGCAAGCGCCGUCGCAUUUUGGAUUAUGCUUCUGAUAGUUCCAGCAAUGAUGAGGAUCCACCUUGUCUUAGGAACACCGCCCAAGACAUAGAGUUUUACGAAUCAGACUACGAAAGCGUUGAUUCUGAAGAUGAUGAUCCUCUAAAACAUGCUGGCGUCUUUACGCGUGCUGAGGCUGUUAAAAUUGCCGAGACCAAAUUGAUUAAGCUUAAGGAACUUUAUCGCGAUCAGAUUUCCCAUCUGCAGCAUGUUCUGAAGCAGCGCCGUCGCAAGUAUUUGCACGACAUACGACGAGAGCGAGAACUAUAUUGCAGCAUUCAUGACCAGCUGAAGGACACGCCACACGAGCGGAAGUUGUACGAACAACUAAAGGCGCUGAAUAGCUACCAUCGUCGACAGGGCAUGGAGGCUGUGCUUUACAAGAAACUAAAGGAGAAGCGCGCCAGGGACACCUUGUAUGCAUCCAAGUCGUCGAGCAACCCAAAGUGCAUCUUCACUGAGGGCGGUGUUAAGUGCGGAGAGCGAACGCUACCCUGCUGCAAGCACUGCCGGAAGCACAUCCUGGAGGACAAGCGCCAGGUCCUGUUCCGGGCAUGCGGCGUGGAACGAAGUGGGGUGGUCUGUCAGGAACCGGUGGCCAGCAUUCUUGAAGACUCCAGUUGCGUACUGCAUCUGACCGUGGCGCCGGCUAAGCGCCAGUAUAUACAAAAGUUUUAUGAACUCCCAAGCACUCCGCCGCUAGAAAGUAUUUUCGCAGCAGGCCGUGGUGUCGAUAAUUUUGUCGGAAAAGACCCACGGAUUGAACAGCGUGCGGAGGGCGAUGAUCUGUUGGAUUUUGCAAGUGGUAUAUUCGAGUUUGAUCUCGAUACAGCUGAUGAUUUAGCAAACUCCCUCGACGAAGAGUGCGCCAUGUUUCUUGACAUGGACAAUGACCUGGGCUUAGCCAUUGAUGAUCGCAGUGUGGACAGUGCCCAUGCAGACUUAGGCCUCGACCAAGAUGGCGAAGAAGUAUCCAAUGAUUUUUAUGACCCCGGUGAAACUCAAGCUCAAGACAAUCUUAUUGAAAGCCAACUAGGUUUGGACGAAUCAUCGGUGCAGGACAGUAGCGAACUUAACUUUGAAAUCGACGAGACCGACAGCAAUGUUAACGAAGUGUUGAGAAUGCUUGAGGGCAUUGAGCAAAUGCCCUGGUUUGAUGCUCUGAUGAACUAGUUCGAUAUUAUAGUAAAU